GCAAGUCUCAAAGAAGAAACCACCGGGACUAGCGCCGCCAUCGCUCAUCGGGCUCGUUGAGCUCGAACACCUAGUCGGCAGAGCUACAGGCGAGUUGCGAUCACUCAACAAGAACUAGUAGUUCGCCCUCGCGAAAUAGCACUUUGAAUCUGCCAUUGCUGAUCACCAGUCUGUGAGUCAAGACUCAUAUUCACUCUCUAGUGAUCAGCUACUAUGGAACUCAAAAUCCUAUUAUCCUCUGAUAGUCCUCCGCUGGCUGUCUUUGUUGCUGCAAAAAUUGCCGGUGUUGCUUUUUCCGCAGAUGCAACUCUCAGCCCUGGUUCUCCACCCACAGUUCUACUACCUAAUGGAUCAAAGUUGCGGGGAACUUUUGUUCUGUUAAGGUAUAUUGGCCGUGUAGCAAGCACUCCUGGAUUAUACCGGCGGGAUUCGUUUGAGUCUAGCCAGAUAGAUGAAUGGCUGGAGUAUGCCCCUACUUUUGCAUCUGGCUCUGAAUUUCAGGGAGCAUGCAAUUAUGUGGACCAAUUUCUGAUGCAGCACACAUUUUUGGUUGGGAAUAGUCUUUCAAUUGCAGAUAUUGCUGUCUGGUCUGGUCUUGCAGGAGCUGGACAGAGAUGGGAAAGUCUUAGAAGAUCAAAGAAAUACCAAAAUCUGGUAAGGUGGUUCAACACAAUAUUUGUAGCAUAUGAAGCUGUUCUUGGUGAAGUCAUCGCAACAUAUAUAGGGAAAAAGGGCUCCACAAAGGCAGCAGCCAAAGUAAAUGAGCAGCAAGUUUCAAAUGCUAAUCCUUCUGCUUCUACAUUUGAGGUAGAUCUUCCAGAUGCUGAGGUUGGCAAGGUACGGUUGCGGUUUGCACCUGAGCCAAGUGGAUUUCUUCAUAUUGGUCACUCUAAAGCUGCACUUCUAAACCAGUAUUUUGCUGAGCGGUAUAAAGGUGAUGUCAUUUUGCGCUUUGAUGAUACUAAUCCAGACAAAGAAAGUAAUGAGUUCGUGGAUAAUCUUUUGAAAGAUGUUGAGACUUUGGGAAUUAAAUACAAAGCUGUAACAUACACAUCAGACUACUUUCCUCAGUUGAUGGAGAUGGCUGAAAAAUUGAUUCUAGAGGGGAAAGCAUAUGUUGAUGAUACACCACGAGAACAGAUGAAGGAGGAAAGAAUGAAUGGUAUAGAAUCAAAGUGUAGGAACAACACUGUUGAGGAAAAUUUGGCAUUAUGGAAGGAAAUGAUUGCUGGUUCUGAGAGGGGUAAGAUGUGCUGUCUAAGAGGGAAGUUGGAUAUGCAGGAUCCUAACAAGUCGCUUAGAGAUCCAGUAUAUUACCGCUGCAAUGACACUGCACACCAUAGGAUUGGUUCCAAAUAUAAACUGUACCCUACUUAUGAUUUUGCUUGUCCCUUUGUUGAUGCCACUGAAGGCAUUACACAUGCACUUAGGUCUAGUGAGUACCAUGAUCGCAAUGAUCAGUACUACCGGAUACAGACCGAUAUGGGGUUCCAAAAAGUUCACAUAUAUGAGUUCAGUCGGCUGAACCUGGUUUAUACACUUCUUAGUAAGCGGAAGCUGCUGUGGUUUGUUAAAAAUGGACUGGUCGAAGGGUGGGAUGAUCCACGAUUUCCUACUGUGCAAGGAAUUGUGCGCAGAGGGCUGAAGAUUGAGGCUUUGAUACAGUUCAUUCUUGAACAAGGAGCCUCAAAGAAUCUGAAUCUCAUGGAGUGGGACAAGCUGUGGGCUAUUAAUAAGAAGAUAAUUGAUCCUGUGUGUCCCCGGCACACUGCUGUGAUAGCAGAAAGACGUGUCUUAUUGACUUUAAGUGAUGGCCCAGAAGAUCCAUUUACACGUACCAUACCAAAGCACAAGAAAUAUGAAGGUGCUGGGGUUAAGGUAACCACUUACUCGAAAAGAGUUUGGAUUGACUAUGCCGAUGCAGAGUUGAUUUCUGUUGAUGAAGAAGUCACUUUAAUGGAUUGGGGUAAUGCUAUUGUGAAGAGUAUAGAAAAAGAUCAGCAGGGGAAUGUUGUAAAUUUGACUGGGGUGCUGCAUCUUGAAGGCUCUGUGAAGACUACCAAAUUGAAGCUCACUUGGCUUCCUCAUACAAAUGAACUUUUGAAGCUCUCUUUGGUUGAUUUUGACUAUUUAAUCACCAAAAAGAAGCUUGAGGAAAAUGAAGAUUUCGUUGACGUUGUCAACCCCUGCACAAAAAAGGAGACUUGUGCGUUUGGGGAUGCAAACAUGAGAGACUUGAAGAGAGGUGAUAUAUUGCAGUUGGAGAGAAAAGGCUACUUCAGAUGCGACGUUCCCUUUGUCAGGACAACAGACCCAAUUGUUCUCUUUGCCAUUCCAGAUGGAAAACAGCAACCUGUAAUGAGGUUUGCAGCACCAGAUGCCAAACACCAAUGAAUUACUGACUCACUCACGACUGCAGACGUACUGGUGCCAGCUACGUUGAAUGUAUGAACACGAAAGGAGAUUCAUCAACGUAACUUGGAAUUUUGUUGUUGCUAGAAAUGCAUGAGAUCGAAUUCACUAAUUUACCAAUUAAUGAUUUCGAAUUUGAGUAAUUCUUAGCUUGUUAUUGAUCUCUGAUCGAGUCUCCAUAUCUGUGUUAAUUUUGAUACAUUUUGUUGACAGAAAACAAGGGAUUCAUUAUGUAUUGACCAUUAUAUUUUUGCUCGCUUAGUUUCAUACAAUUCCUAAAUGUAUAACUUGUAUGCUA
Molecule: messenger RNA, 2710 nt
Organism: Ipomoea nil (Japanese morning glory)
Lineage: Eukaryota; Viridiplantae; Streptophyta; Magnoliopsida; Solanales; Convolvulaceae
Product: glutamate--tRNA ligase, cytoplasmic-like
Exons: 7
Coding region: 214-2394 (726 amino acids)
Biological process (GO): translation; glutamyl-tRNA aminoacylation
Cellular component (GO): cytoplasm; cytosol; methionyl glutamyl tRNA synthetase complex
Molecular function (GO): glutamate-tRNA ligase activity; ATP binding
Source: RefSeq, a predicted model, not a curated record